AUGGCGGAACCGUGGCUAGAUGGCCUCGAUGACGACUGGGACUCGCAGCAGGUUGUCUCUGCGACCAAUUCACCUGUCCUUCCGGCUGAUUGCGACGAGGUCGACGCCGACACCUCGCCCACUCCCUCUCCACGGCCUUAUCGCGACAGCUCCAGCGCCAGCAACCAACCCCACAGCUACCGCUACUCGGGACAGACCUCCACGGUGAACAGUAUGGGCGAUGGCAAUGGCGAUGGCGAUGGCGAUGGGACGAUGCAGAUCAAAUCGCGGCGUGAGGGAGGCGGCAACACCACUCCAGAGUGGAAGAGGAGAAUCAUCAGAGGCGAGCGCGCGCUGGGCGAGGCGAGCGACCUUUUCGGCCCAAUGGGGCUGGAGACCGUCUUCAGGCCGCCAUCGUUCUCAGAGUCGCUGUUUCAGUCCCAUCUCUCGGUCCCUGUGGCUGCUGAUGCGGCCGCUCGCCAGGACGGCGUAUCAUCUGCCCGCGAGCCGUUCCACAGCCAGAGAACAAAUGGCACGCAGAGGAGCCAACGGAGCCAACGGAGCUUAUGGAGUCAACGGAGCCAGCGAAGCCAGCGAAGCCAGAGGAGCCAGAGGAGCCGCGGAGGGCCUUUUCGCGAUUCCCAUGGAGGAAGCGACACAUCGUGGAUGGAACAUAUGUCAGAGGUCAUGAUAGGAGGUGAUGGCAGGCCCUACACGCCGCACAAGAACCAGGCUGAAGGCAUCGAGCCCCUGCGAGAACACCUCUCCUCCCUGAGCAUCGAAUUCAACUCGAGACUGAGUUCCAGCAGCCAUGCCAGCGCUAGUGUCAUACGGGAUAACGAGGCCAGCUACAUCUCACUGCCCAAACGCAACCAGUCGAGCCGGAGUCCGACACGUUUGGAGAACAUGGCUGCUUGCAGUGAUAGCCGCCUGCCAGACGAUAGCCUCGAUGCCGACUCCGAGAACCUUACUUCUAUAUCACUACCAGAGGGCUUAUCAAUGGGUACACAGGACUGCACGUCACCGGGCGACGCAUUGGACACUUCACGUCAAGCAGCCUAUUCGGACAGCGACUCCAUUCGCAUACGGACAGUUAGCGCGUCGUCACGCCCACCGCACCCUCAAAGCUCGAUACUAGAGGGGGGAGUCCCGAUACCUCCUGUACCGCAGACACCGCAAACACCGCCAUCAAUACGCCUUCACUCUCCCCCGGACGUGGAACAGCUGGCAGAGGAUAGCUCAAAACCCAGACCCUCGUCAUCAGGAAGCCCUUUGAAGCUGUUUGGAAACCAUGAUACCUACACAAGCAACAAGCUCCUGCGCAGGAUGAGCCAGUUCGAGGCUGCCAACGCCUCAGGUGCGGACGAUGCUAGUCACCUCGACGCAGAACGCGAGGACAUGAGCCCAGAUGGGCUGCCUAAGUUGUCCUCCAGAACCAAUAUUUCCAGGUCGAGCCAUACUACACACCUGGGAAUGGAUAAUAAACAACCUCGAAAUUUACUUCAAGUCCCCAGUUCACCACAGGAUAAAGAAAACAGCAGUCCGCACCAAGCAUACGAGAAACAGCUACCACCCCUGUCCAAAACAGAAGCUAAAAGGAGCCUGAAACGGUCGUCGAAAAUCACAGUCUCAAAAAGAAGGAGGACACUGCAAGUUCUCCCAGGCCAAGAUCAGGUUUGGGACGAGUCAAUACUUGAUUCUACGGGGCCUUUCUCUAAUCAUUCCCUCACCGAAGGUAUGGAUGGAAGUCAACAACGUCUUCCGUCCUACUCAAGGCCAGCUGCCCCUACGCCGACUAGUUUCCGACCUAUCACAGCGAACGGCCAGUCCCUGUUUGCUGGCCCUGACAAGCAGGAAACAGCGGCAUGUCCCGGUGCCAGCUUUGUUUUCCACAUCGAACACCCCAGGAAAGGCUCGAUUACCACCCAGGAAUACUAUAAUGAAGCAUCCAAAGUGAUGGACCAUAUCAGGGCCCAGGGAGGGCCAAUAAGCGGCUCUACCCGGCGAAAUGAGGGUUAUCAAACCAUCUAUGAGGAUGAUUCCGCGCUAUACAGUGACGCGUCCAGCGAAGAACAGUUCUCGCGGCCUCCCAGUCGUGACGGUGUUGAUUUAAGAAAACAGAGAGAAGUGCCUCCGCCAAACCCAAGAAUUAUCAGCCACUUGAAGAAGUUCGAAGAGAAAGACGAGUUCCAUGUUGGAAUGGGUGCUUCCGUUGGAACGUUGAAAUUCAGACAACAGAAUGGUCUGCUACAUCCAAAUCAGUCACCCCAUCGAGAUGCUGGAUACUUUGAAGAUACUGUGGAAAGCAGCCCUGAGAAUAUCCGGAUAAGGUCCAACGUCCGUCAUGAUGGGCAGCAGGCCGAGCUAGUACUUCGGUCAGAGGAGUCCGUCAAGAGCCAAAAGUCAGCAACAAGCCUCCCGACCGGAUUUUCGCAGGGCUCUGCCAAUAGUUCUGGUGCAAAGGGGGUCAUAUCUUCGGAUCGAGUUUCCCAUUUGAUUCCAGAAAACAUUGGAAGAAUGAUAUUUGAUCGAAAUACGCAAUGUUGGGUAAAGAAUCCCGCCAGGUCCGAUCCAGAUGCUCAUAAUCGCUCCCAAACCGUCAGUGAAGAUGAUCCUUUCAAAGAUAUAUCUGAUCUCAGUGUCGAUGAGCUGAAAGAACUUGCUAUCGCUCGCGGUCUAAUGCCAGCGGGGACUGUAUUCGGCUCUGGGCCUGAAUUGCCAUUGCCUGAGGAGUCUCUCCCACCAGAGCCCGAAAAGAAGGCCUCUUUUCAAGCUGAGCACAAUCCUCGCCCACAAACUCGCGAGAGCGCCCAGAACCCGAUGUCUGAGUCAAGCUCUGUACAGUCUAAAUACACUCGAUUUACGGUUAGUGUUCCCAAGCCAGGCACCAGAGCUACUUCCUGGGGAUCAGAAGAGUUCCAAAACCAUAAAAUAAGCCUCGAAAAGCCCCAAGUUCUUGAUCAAGAGGAGCAAGUCGAACAACAACCAGACGUCUACAGUGGGCCGUUGCAUGAGCCAAACACCCGUACACGAUCUGGCACUAUCACUUUUUCCUCUCCAUUGGUUUCUGGAGUUGCAUACCAGGGUGAAGAUGAAUUAUGUUCAGAGCAUACCCAAGAAGCUCGCGAGUGGAUAUCUGAUGCCGCACCUCAAAGUCCACUGGGAAAUGUCCCACCGCAUGAUAUUCCAUUACCGGAACAAGAUUGUUUUGAACUAUCGUGCAUACAGGAAGGCACUGAAGAAUCAAUUGAUGACCAGGGUGAAGAGCAGAACAACGAUCUCUCUGUUAUACCAUCGGUAGCAGAUGUUGAUCGGUCGGUUAUGAUUGCUCCACCCAACCUGGGUUCGAGCAACUACAGUUUCCACAUGAGCCCUCUGUCAGAGUUCACAGUCAAUCAAGUUGAUGAGUCCAUGAGAGGAGAGCGCAGUUAUAUUGCCAAACGCGCUAACCCACACGCACUACGACAACUACACGGGAAACUAGCACUAGCCGCUGAGGACAUCGUGCAACACAUUACAGACGCAGAGCCAUAUGAGGCAUACUGGGAACAGAUGCGUCGGCUGGUCCUUAGGGGGAAGAGACUGUUAACCCUCCAUCAGCUUGACAAGUAUUGUCCUCAGCUCCAGGAGUUGGAUGUAGGGGAGAACAAGCUCGCUCACCUAAAUGGCAUCCCGGCAACGGUCCGAAGCCUCGCCUCGCCAUAUAAUUGCCUUUCUAGUCUGACUUCAUGGAGCCAUCUAUCGAAUCUUCAGUAUCUCGAUAUAUCCGGUAACGACUUGGACAAUCUUGACGGUCUCUCUAAUUUAUAUCACCUGCGGAGUCUGAAUGCGAGCAAUAAUAAGCUCACGUGCAUCAAGGGGAUCUUUGGGCUAGAUGGUCUGUUAACGCUUAAAGUCUCAAAUAAUCAAUUGACCUCCGUGGACUUUAAGCAUGCGGAUCUCAUCCGACUGAGUAAACUAGACCUGUGUGGUAAUGACAUUCAUACCAUACAGAAUCUUGAUGCCCUACAUGGGAUUGAAACCAUUGAUCUUCGAAAAAACCAGAUCCAAGAGUUCAAGGUACGCCGGCCUCUUCGACGUCUAGACAUCCUCAAGUUGUCCGGGAACCGUCUCGGCCAGCUUGAUUUGUCGGUUUUCCCAUCAUUGCGUGUUCUAUAUGUCGACUGCAAUCAUCUCAGCACUGUAGAGAAGCUUGAGGAUUGCCGAUUCCUCGACACCCUCUCUAUGCGGGAGCAAAGUAUACCCUCUAAUGACCCCAGUGGCUCUAUAAGCUAUGCUGAACCUAUACCGAUAAAUCUCAAUCUGGGCAAGGUGUCUUCAAUCCGCAAACUAUUCCUUUCAUCGAACUUCCUCUCGGCAGACACACUCAGGCCAGAUACUCCCAUUCUAAGCUUGCAACUUUUAGACCUGGCCUCGUGCACGCUUGAGGCUUUGCCUGAGCAAUUUGGGGAAACAUUUUCUAACCUAAAGACACUUAAUCUGAAUUUUAACGCCUUACCGGAUAUAAAUGGUCUACGAGGCAUAAAACGACUGAACCGGCUGACCUUGGUAGGCAACCGCAUCGCACGACUCCGACGCAUGUGCAAGGUCCUGGCCGAAAUUGGUGGAGCCCACGGUUCCUUGACCAGAGUCGACCUGCGAGGAAACCCGAUAACCGUUGGAUUCUAUCCACCGCCAGUAUCAGGAAGCGGGAAGCCGCAGCAAAGAUACACAGGAAAUAAUACCCAGCGGGACCUUAUCAAACACAAGGCGGACGAUGACGACCUCCUUAACCGGUCACUUCCAUACAUCGGAGGAGGAAAGGACAUUGCCCGACACCCUUCAUACCAUUCUAACAACUACAUUGAUUACCCUCCCCUGGACGCUCACGAGGAACAAAACGAAGCGGAAAACAAUGAAAAGGAGGUGGAUGACCCGUACACCGUCCCGUUCGCGGAUCCAUUCGCAGAUGCGAAGUACCAGGCACACCUCGACGAGCCUACCCGGCUCCGACGACGGGUGAUAGAACUGAUGAUCCAGAAUGCUACGUCAGGACGACUAACGUAUCUCGACGGUCUGCCGCAGUGCAGUUCGCCGGAUGACAACGAAAUUAAUGAUGAUGACGGCGGCGGGCAUGUCGGUCCUGGAGAUGCACAUGUCCAUGCCCACGAAGGCGCAGUGAGGGUGAAAAAGGACUGGGUAUGGAAUCGACUGGAACAGCUGGGAGUAUUGAGGAAGAAGGAAAAGGCAAGGGAGAAAGGCAACGGGAGAGUAUAA
Messenger RNA from Trichophyton benhamiae CBS 112371, 5235 nucleotides. Its product is annotated as conserved leucine-rich repeat protein. The coding region runs from base 1 to 5235 and encodes 1744 amino acids. The record is from RefSeq and is a predicted model, not a curated record. Gene Ontology annotation, molecular function: protein binding. The transcript is spliced from 2 exons. NCBI's taxonomy places the organism in Eukaryota, Fungi, Ascomycota, Eurotiomycetes, Onygenales, Arthrodermataceae.